Molecule: messenger RNA, 1824 nt
Organism: Asparagus officinalis (garden asparagus)
Lineage: Eukaryota; Viridiplantae; Streptophyta; Magnoliopsida; Asparagales; Asparagaceae
Product: HIV Tat-specific factor 1 homolog
Exons: 13
Coding region: 125-1627 (500 amino acids)
Biological process (GO): mRNA splicing, via spliceosome
Cellular component (GO): U2-type spliceosomal complex; U2 snRNP
Molecular function (GO): RNA binding
Source: RefSeq, a predicted model, not a curated record
GAAAAACCGUCCUUAAAUUACCAAACUACCCCCAUUAGGUUUUUAGCGUCCUCUCCUCUCAGAUUUUUCGAGAACCCGCUUUCACUUCGCUCCGUCGGGUCUGUUCUUCCCUAAAUCUUAGGCAAUGGAGAGCGACACUAGCAGCGGCGAGGUCGGUUGGUAUAUACUAGGAGAGAAUCAGGAGUCCAUUGGCCCUUAUGCGAUCUCAGAGCUGCAAGAACAUUUCCUCAAUGGGUACAUCACAGAGAGCACCCUUUUGUGGGCCAACGGGAGAAGUGAGUGGAUGCCUCUAUGUUCGAUCCCUGAGUUAUAUUCAGGAAUCCAGAGACCUGAUAAUUCUGCUGUAGGUAUGAAGAUUAUCCCAUUGUUUGGUUCUAUUUUUAGGAUCCCAAUCUAUAACAUACUGUAUGUUGCAGAGCUUCCAGACAAUGCUGGCGAUGACUUUGCAAAAUGGGAGAAGGAGGUGAAAGAGGCAGAGGCGGAGGCAGAGGAUCUUCAAAAUGGCACCAAUGGUGAGUUUGGAGAUGGAAUCAAUGAGAGAACAGAGGUACAUACUCAUGAAAGGCCAUCAACUCCACCAGAUGGUGAAGAAGAAUUCACUGAUGAUGAUGGGACUACUUAUAAAUGGGAUCGCAGUCUUAGAGCAUGGGUUCCUCAGGACAAUUUGUCAAUUAAAAAAGACGAAUACGGACUGGAGGAGAUGACAUUUGCACAUGAUGAAGAGGUAUUUACCACAUUAAAUGUUGCAGAAACAGCUGUAAAGGAAGAAAAUUCUCCUGUUACUGAGAAAGCUGAGACAGUGCCAGAUGCAAAGCGAAAGCUGCCUGAGAAGUCCACUGAAAAGAAGGAAGCAAAUAAACCUCCCGAUAGUUGGUUUGACUUGAAGGUCAAUACACAUGUCUAUGUCACUGGUUUGCCUGAUGAUGUUACUGUUGAAGAAAUCGUGGAAGUGUUUUCAAAAUGCGGCAUCAUAAAAGAGGAUCCUGAAACAAAGAAGCCUCGAGUGAAGAUCUAUGUUGAUAAAGAAUCAGGUAGAAUCAAGGGAGAUGCACUUGUAUCAUAUUUGAAGGAACCUUCUGUCGCUUUGGCAAUUAAAAUUUUGGAUGGUGCGCCAUUCCGUCCUGGGGGUAAGAUCCCUAUGUCUGUUAGUCAAGCGAAGUUUGAGCAAAAAGGGGAUAAAUUUAUUGCCAAGCAGCAAGAUAAAAAGAAGAAGAAGAAAUUAAAGAGAGUUGAAGACAAGAUUCUUGGGUGGGGUGGCCAUGAUGAUGCAAAGGUGUCGAUUCCAACAACUAUUGUCCUUCGAAAUAUGUUUAAACCUGCUGAAUUGAGGGCUGAUGAGACUCUUCUUCCGGAGCUAGAGGAAGAAGUUCAAGAGGAAUGUAUGAAGAUGGGUCCAGUUGAAUCUGUUAAGGUGUGUGAAAAUCACCCUCAAGGUGUCAUUUUAGUGAAGUUCAAGGAUCGAAGAGAUGGUGCUAAGUGCAUUGAGCUCCUGAAUGGCAGAUGGUUCGGCGGCAACUUGGUACAUGCAAGUGAAGAUGAUGGUACUGUCAACCAUGCUCGUAUUCGUGAUUACGAUGCUGAUGCUGCGAGACUGGAGCAGUUCGGUGCAGAGCUGGAAGCAGAUUGAUGUGUGUUUCUUGUGCAGAACUUUUUCUACAGAGGACGUGAUAUUCUGGUUCUAAUUUGUGUUCACUCUGUUAUAGUGGGUCUCCUUGUGCAUGAGAACUGAGAAUGGAGAAUGUAAUUUAACUGUACAAAUUGCAAUCACUAAUUAUGUUGAUGUCUAGUACUUUAUGAAAAUUUUGCCUUAUCUUUCUUUUUGAA